Lucilia cuprina (Australian sheep blowfly) is the source of this 1729-nucleotide messenger RNA. Its product is annotated as CLIP domain-containing serine protease 14D. The transcript is spliced from 7 exons. Bases 250 to 1710 code for a protein of 486 amino acids. The record is from RefSeq and is a predicted model, not a curated record. Lineage: Eukaryota; Metazoa; Arthropoda; Insecta; Diptera; Calliphoridae. Gene Ontology annotation, molecular function: serine-type endopeptidase activity. Gene Ontology annotation, biological process: proteolysis.
AAUCAUUAUCAUUUAAAACGUGAAACGUUGCGGUGCUUAAUGGAGAACUGAGGACUGACUGGUUUAAUCAAAACGCAUUUCAAAAAGAAAAGAAAAAAAAAAUAAGUGAAAUGUUUAAAAUAAGAAAGGUUAAAAAUUAAACAAACAAAAAUAAACAAAUAUUUAAUUGCUAUAACUUAAUAAAAUUUGCUACUAUAUUAAAAAUAUAUUUAAUAAAUAAAAAAAUUGUUGUGGUUUUGUUAAAACAAAAUGUUUAGCUUAAAAAUUAAUAUAAAUUUAAAUUUUUUUUUUUGUUUGUUAUUGGCGAAUUGUGUUAGUAAAGUUAUAACAUAUCCAACACAAAAUUUAUCUUUAUGUAAUUGCAUCUUAUUACAAUCCUGUGAAGCUUUCAACACAUUUAUCGAUAGCUCCUCCAACGAUGCACACAUUAAGGCUGUCAUACAAGAGGCAGUUUGCUAUUUCGAUGGUAUUAGCAUAUUUGUCUGUUGUCCGGAUAAACUCAAUCAUAAACAGAAUGCCAAGGAGAAACCUAAAUUGGAUUAUAUAGAUGAAUUAACGGGAUUAAACUGUCCGCCCUCCUUUGGCCAUGAAUACAAUUAUGAUGAAUAUUUAAAAGCACACGAUGAAAUUGAAACAAAAUACUAUGACGCUCAUUCGACCAAUACGCCAAAUUAUGCGAAUAAUUAUGGUGAGGUUAAUAAUAAACACCAUGAGCAAGCUACGCCGGUAAUCUGUGAUACGCUGCGUAAUUGUGGCCCUUUUGCAUAUCCUCAUACAAGUGGUCAUUUGCCUUCAACGCAACAAUAUCCCUCAUUUCAUCAUCAUGAUCAUGAACAUGUUCACCAUCAUCAUCUUGACCAUGACGUACCAUUUUUUCCUCAUACUCAUAACAAUAAUAAUAAUAAUCAAGAUUAUCCUAUGCAGCGGGUUACACCAAAGCCUGAGAAAUCUUCGACCAGAAGUUGUGGCAUAUUACCUACGGUCUCUGGUGGUAAUAUUGAAGUUUUUCCCUGGAUUACACGUUUAGCUUAUUUAAAUACAACUAGUAGAACGAUACGUUAUCGAUGUAUGGGUACUAUAAUAAGUGAACAACAUGUAUUAACUGCUGCACAUUGUGUGGAUCAAUUAGUACGAGAUUUAAGAUUGAUUUAUGUUCGUAUUGGUGAUGAGACAAACUUUGAAGAUUAUCAAAUUUUGGAAACUAUAGUGCAUCCAAAUUACAAUGAACCCUUAUUUAAUAAUGAUGUAGCCCUUUUAAGAAUAGCCAUAACCUCGGAAUCAAAAGGACCUUUAAUACAAAUUUGCUUACCACAAACAAAUAGUAGUGCUUUAACAGGAGAUACGGGAGUUGUGGCCGGUUGGAGCAGUAAUGGUAUUUCUACACUUAAAAGUUCAACAAUACGUUACAUUAAUUUACCCAUUAUGAAUAAUACAGAAUGUGCCAUACGAUAUGCUAAAUAUAGUGAAAAUUUUGAAAUUAGUAUAGUUAUAACACCAACUGAAUUUUGUGCUCAAGCUGAGGCCAUGAACGAUGUAUGCGAAGGCGAUAGCGGUGGUCCAUUUAUGGAACGUUCUUCUUCUGGACGCUAUACAUUGAUAGGUAUUGUGGCUUUUGGUCCAAAAACCAAUUGUGGCCAGUCGAAUUUACCCGGUGUCUAUAUGAGAGUUAGUUCGUAUGUAGAUUGGAUUAAAAGUAAUAUAAUUAUUUAAUUAAAAUUAUAAGAAAUAA